Molecule: messenger RNA, 893 nt
Organism: Leptidea sinapis
Lineage: Eukaryota; Metazoa; Arthropoda; Insecta; Lepidoptera; Pieridae
Product: transmembrane emp24 domain-containing protein 1-like
Exons: 1
Coding region: 87-800 (237 amino acids)
Biological process (GO): Golgi organization; intracellular protein transport; endoplasmic reticulum to Golgi vesicle-mediated transport
Cellular component (GO): endoplasmic reticulum-Golgi intermediate compartment; COPII-coated ER to Golgi transport vesicle; Golgi apparatus
Source: RefSeq, a predicted model, not a curated record
UAUUCGGGCUACACCUGUGUAAACAUGUACCAAUGUAACACAGUGUAUUUUAUUCAGUUAUUAGUGUGGCUUGAGCGAUUGUUAAUAUGAUUUCUAACACCUUCGGAUUUAUUAUUCUAAUAAAUUGUUUUAUUUUUGUAACAACUCAAGAAAUAUUUGAAACGGAUGUCAAUAUGAGAAUAGACGCUGGAACACGGACGUGUGUAUUCGAAAAAGGCAACGCCGGACAAAUAUUGGAGUUCUAUUACCAAGUGCUUGACGGUCAACAUGGUGAUUUAGACAUAUCGGCUGAUGUUUUUGACCCACGUGGAAACAGACUUGUUGCUGAUAAUAGAAAAUCCCAAAGUUCUGUUAUUAUACAAUUGGAACACAGCGGAGAUUAUGUUUUCUGUUUGGACAACACACAUAGUUUGAUAAAUUCUAAACUUGUAUAUUUAUCAAUAACAAUUGAAGAUGAGAAGGGUCAGGAGGGUGAAGUAACUGUAGUAGAUGAUAAUUAUGAAGAGGAAAUUUUGGAAUGGGUCGGAAUAGAUGAAAAUGGAGCCAGCUACAGUAUUGAAGUUGAGAAGAUAGUACAGUCACUAACACAUACUCUCAAAAUCAUUGUGAAAGCAAAGCAUCUGUUAGAUAAAUACAGUGCAAAUAAAAGUAGAGAUGUUCAUCUUGCUGCAGAAGACAUAUUUAUUGUUGAUGCUUGGUCGCUAUUUCAAAUUUCUUUUAUGAUGUGCGUUGGCUUCACUCAGGUUUACUUAAUAAAAAGAUUGUUUAACAAACCAUGCGACUACAAUCAUCAUCUUUAAGAUCAAAGGGUGUGAAUACUUUUACGAUGAUUGCAUAAUAUUGAGUUUUGUUAUCUGACAGAAUUUACUUUUAAAUAUACGGAAUGACAUUUU